UGAGCGAGUGGGUGUGUCUGUGACCAGAGAAAGAAAUAGGAUAUUACAACGGAAGAUUGAUUGAUUAAUUGAUUGAUCUUUUAUGGUUCGAUUGUAUGUACGUCAGCUGAGAGGGUCGAUCCGUGCUAUCUAGACAGAAGACACAGGUUUUUUGAAACGCGCCAACAUGGCCAAGGAGGAGGAGGAGCCGGAACAGCCAGUGGAGAAUGAAACACCAUCAGCAGAGAGAAGUGAUUACCAAAAUGGAACCAGUCACGAUGAAGAAAAGACAAAAGAAACAGCCACCACCGCGGAAGGAACAGAUCCUCUGGAAGACCACGAUCCCGAAGCACAACCCCCCACGAGGAGAGACUCCCGACCAGCACAUAGCGCGUUUAGCAAAUACGAAAAACUAUUCAUCGUCGUGAUGGUCACUAUGGCUUCCUUCUUCUCUCCGCUCUCAGGCCAGAUCUAUUACCCCGUCAUGCCGACGCUCGUCAAGAACUACCACCUGACAACUAGCCUGGUCAAUCUGACCAUCACUACAUAUAUGAUUCUCCAGGGUCUCGCGCCAAGUUUCAUGGGCACGUUUGCUGAUUCAGGUGGUCGACGACCAGCGUACAUACUAGCGUUUACGAUCUAUACCGGAGCGAAUAUCGGAUUGGCGCUCCAGAAUAGCUAUGCGGCGUUAAUGGUGCUGCGAUGUCUGCAGAGUGCCGGCAGUAGCGGGACAGUUGCGUUUGGGUAUGGAGUUAUUUCAGACAUCGCCACGACUGCAGAGCGAGGGACGUAUAUCGGACCCAUGGCUGCUGGGGUGAUGGUAGCUCCGGCCUUGGGACCCGUUAUUGGAGGUCUCCUAGCCAAGUUCCUCGGAUGGAGAAGUGUGUUUUGGUUCCUGGUCAUUAUCAGUGGGGGGUUUCUCGUGGCGUAUAUCAUCCUGGUUCCGGAGACGUCACGCAAGAUCGUUGGGGAUGGCAGCGUGCCUCCACGAGAGUGGUGGCAGAUGUCUCUUUUGCAAUAUAUACAAGCGAAGAGGAAAGAGAAGAAACUAUCGCCAGCCCAGCGGGAAGAAUUGAAGAAGACUCGCGAGGCGUUGGAUAGAGAGGGACAGCAGAGAAGGGGAAAGAUUGGGAUCCCGAAUCCCUUGCUUUCGUUUAAGAUCCUGUUGGAGAAGGAUGCGCUGAUUAUCAUUUUGUAUAUUGGGAUUAUUAUGUUUUCGAAUAUCGCCUUGCUUACUUCGACGGCGAAUUUGUUUCCGGAGCUUUAUGGGUUUAAUACUCUGCAGGUGGGGUUGUGUUAUAUUCCCCUCGGUGUAGCCGCCUGCAUCGGCGCCUCUAUCAACGGCAAACUCAUCGACUACACCUACCGACGGGACGCACGCAAACUCGGUUUCUCCAUUGAUCGCAAACGCGGCGACGACAUCCUUCACUUCCCCAUUGAAAAAUCACGUCUCCGAACCGUCUUCCCUCUCCUCGCUAUCGGAAUCGCCGCCUACCUACCCUACGGCUGGGUACUGCAACAACGCGCCCCGCUCGUAGCCCCGCUCAUCCUGCAAUUCAUCAAUGGAUUCUGCUUCCUCUCGGCCAUGAACACGCUGACUACGCUUCUGGUCGAUCUGUUUCCUGAUCGAGCGGCCACGGCGGCUGCGGCGAUUAAUCUGGUCAGAUGCUGGUUGGGGGCUGUGGCGGCGGCGGUGAUCGAUUAUAUGCUUAGUGGGAUGGGGUGGGGGUGGUGUUAUGUGUUUUUGGGAUUGGUGCAGUUGGUGGCGUUGGGGGGGUUGUUGAUUGAGCAGAAGUAUGGGAUGGGGUGGAGACAGAGGAGGUUUGAGAAGUUGGCUUUGAAGAAGAAGGAGAAGGAGGAGAGGAUGAGGGAGGCAGAAGAGAAGGAAAAGGAUGGGACGGGAGGGAAUGCUCAGUAAAUAGUGAAGGUGGUGGUUUUAUUCUGUUACAUGUGCAUAAAAGCUCCAAUCUCUCUCUGUGUUUUGUCUGAGGGAGGGAUGCAUGAUAUCCAUAAUUAGAUAGACUUUCUUCUUUCUCUCUCGUCUCUGCAAAAAGAGAAUGAGUCGAGUAACCUAGCUUUUUAAUGAUAAUUGAUGAAUCGAUC
This is a messenger RNA of Paecilomyces variotii, 2082 nucleotides long. RefSeq names its product putative MFS transporter. The record is from RefSeq and is a predicted model, not a curated record. Gene Ontology annotation, biological process: transmembrane transport. Lineage: Eukaryota; Fungi; Ascomycota; Eurotiomycetes; Eurotiales; Thermoascaceae. Bases 167 to 1897 code for a protein of 576 amino acids. Gene Ontology annotation, molecular function: transmembrane transporter activity. The transcript has 3 exons.